Molecule: messenger RNA, 1296 nt
Organism: Klebsormidium nitens
Lineage: Eukaryota; Viridiplantae; Streptophyta; Klebsormidiophyceae; Klebsormidiales; Klebsormidiaceae
Source: the annotation of a GenBank genome assembly
CGCCUGCAUGCAAUUGCAUGCGCCCGAGGAGCGGCUCCGAGAAUGACCUUCACACUGGAGCUCUCAGCUAGGAUACGAUAGGCCUCCCGCUAGCGCCCCUCUGGUCAGGAGGACGCCGAAGACACAUAAAGCACUGUUCGUGGGGUCCUCGCAUCAACCGAUCUUUCGCCGCUUAUCUUCUGUCUGAGCUUCGAAGGCACCUUGGCUCUUUGGUCGAAGACGUAGCUUCUAAGCAGGCAAGCUACGAGGAUGUCGAGCGGGCCCGACAGCACCACACAGCGCGAGCACGUGCGGACGCACGGCUCGGCUGGGGGCGGGGAGAAUGUGCCCGGGGAGCAGAAGAGCACCGGGACGGCCGUGCUGGAGACGGGUGCGGCCGUCAUGCAGAGCUUCAAGCCCAUCAACCAGAUCAACCAGCACGUGUGCACCUGGGCGAUGUUCCAUGACAACCCCAGCCGCUGCAUCGAGACCCACCACCACGUGGCAGCAGUGAAUGACGACUUCUUCCAGUGCGUCGUCUAUGAUUCAGACAAAAAGGAUGCCAGGAUUGUGGGCGUGGAGUAUGUGGUGUCUGAGAAGUUGUUCCACACUUUGCCAGACGAGGAGAAGAAGCUGUGGCACUCACACUUUUUCGAGAUCCGCACCGGGCUGUGGGUCUUGCCGGGCGUGCCGUCUGCGGCGGAGCGCGGCCUGCUGCCCAAGAUGGCCAAGACGUACGGCAAGUUCUGGAACACGUGGCAGACCGACAAGCACAGCCUCCCGCUGGGCGUGCCCGCGCUCAUGACGUCACCGCAGGAGCAGGCCCCCGUGCCGGCGGACCUGGUGGCCGCGCGCGACAAGCGCUACGGCAUCUCGACACAGGAGAAGGAAGAGGAACGGCGGGAUUUCGAACCCCCCGAAGGUGGUAUACAUCCGCUGUCUGACUACUGGAAGACGGGGAAGGGCUUUGCCCUGGAACUCAAAGAGGUGGAGCUCGUCAAGAACAAAUAAGCGGAUACUUGACGUCAACUUAGGCAGUGGUAGACACAGUUCGUUGCAGGAUCAGACACCGACAUCAAGGCUUGCGCAUAACCGAUCUUACGUAUACAUCGGGAGCACUAUUCUGGCACCGGGAGAGAGACAUAGGAUUGUAUCAAUGUGUACAAGCUGCAAGUAACGAGACGCAAUUUUGAAUUGUGAUCAAGGAGAAGGGCACCAUUAGGAGGUGCCGUCGAAAAACCGUUCAGAUUAGGUCGGACCGAUAUGUCUUGCAUGAAAAUCUGAAUUUUGAAAGGGCCUGCAAACUUUCGAGUUGGA